This is a messenger RNA of Pantherophis guttatus, 3332 nucleotides long. RefSeq names its product leucine rich repeat transmembrane neuronal 1 (gene LRRTM1). Lineage: Eukaryota; Metazoa; Chordata; Lepidosauria; Squamata; Colubridae. Gene Ontology annotation, molecular function: protein binding. The record is from RefSeq and is a predicted model, not a curated record.
GCUACUGCAGCUGUUGCUCUGUGAGCGCCGUGCAUGUGUGCAUAUGUUGGGGUAACAGCCAGCAGGGCUGAAGAAGCCUUUUUCCAUUUCAUCAGUGAACCUAUCUCCCGUUACUGGUUCAAACUAAAAUGUUGAUUUUAUGCCCACCCCUUUUUCCAUUUGCCCGUCUCUUGUGAAGCACAGCGCAGGUUGUGAUGAUCGUGAACAGCUUACGACACUCAGCGAGCAGGAGAAGCCUCUGCAGGCUGUAGCUUCUUCCUACUGGGCUGCAAGGAAGCCUCGCUCUCUGGCUUUCUCUCUCUUUUUUUUUCUCCCCCCCCCCCCCUCUGCUCUUAAGCAUCUUCUUUGACAAGCCAAGAGAAGCAGGAAUGGAAAAUCAAGCCAUUUUGAGCCCGUCCGGUUGGAAAAGGGAUUUUAAGCUGCCUCGGAGGAGUAGAAAGAUGUUCCCGGUUCAUCUCCAAUGACGGACGCUAAAGAGACUGUCAAAAUCCUGGGGAGCUGUUCAGAGUUUCGGAAGGGGGUCUCUGCUUCUUUCUCGGGUGUAUUUUUUUUUCCCACCCCUCCUGCCCUCUCCCUCCCCACGUCACCGAACGAACUGCAGAGAAAAAGGACAGAGAGAGAGAGAGAGGGAGAGGAAGAGAAUGGAAGGAAGGAUGAUCAUCAACCGUGAUGCCCCUACUUCUCAAACUUGGUGCUGGGAGUCAGCUUAAAAAUAAGGAGGAGGAAGGGAAAAAAAAGAAAAAACCAGAAAGGAAAGGAAAAAAAGAAAAAAAAAAGAGAUAGCUGGACAUGCCUCUCGCCCUCCGAGAUGAAGCAAAGUAGACAUUGUGCGCCUGCCAGCCGUGCCAAAAGCUGAAAGCGUCCGAAUUUGUAGCAACAGAGAGCUCUUUUUGAGCCCUGCAUAUAAUUAAGUCAAACACAAAGGAAGCUGCUGAAUGGAGCUUGUCAAUCUCUGGAACAGGGUGGGUAAGACACUUUUUAAUUUCAUUCUCUCGUGGAGAGGGGUGUUUUUUCCCCCCCAUAAUUGUUCUCGUCUUUGCGGCGGUGUCUAAAAAUGGACAGAUUCUCGUGUAUCUUUUGAAUGCUUCUGAACUUUAAAGGCUGUAAUACAGAGUCCUGCAUGCUGCAUUUAUGUCCCCCCGAAGCCCCCAACAAGUCCAAGAUUUGGCCCGAUGACUCUCUUAUUUUUGCCUGUGACUGUCCCCUUGCCCUUUUGCUGACAUAUGAUGUGAUGUAGAAUUUAUACGGAGAAAGGCAAGUGACCAGUCAAAGAUUCAAUGGACUUUCUCAAGCACAUUUGGGGAUAUUCUUGCUAAUGGAUUUCCUUCUCAUUGGGGUCUGUUUAAACUGGCUGCUGAAAAAGCCCCCAGGAUUGAUCCUGUGUAGCCUGGGUGUUUUUUUAAAAAUGCUUCCAGCCGUGCACACUGGGUGUCCGCAGCUUUGUCGGUGCGAGGGCAGGCUUCUCUACUGCGAGUCGCUGAAUCUCACCGAGAUGCCGCACAACCUGUCGAGCGUGAUGGGUUUGUCAUUGCGGUACAACAGCCUUUCGGAGCUGCGUGACGGACAGUUCACCGGGUUAACGCAACUCACGUGGCUGUUUCUGGAUCACAAUCACCUUUACUCCGUCGAGGCACACGCCUUUCAGAAGCUCCGGCGAGUGAAAGAGCUCACGCUGAGUUCCAACAAGAUCACCCAACUGUCCAACAGCACUUUCCGGCCGAUGCCAAAUCUGCGCAGUGUGGAUUUAUCCUACAAUAAUCUGCAGGCUUUGGAGCCGGACCUGUUUCACGGCUUGCGCAAACUCACCACGUUACACAUGCGGUCCAAUGCCCUUAAGUUUGUGCCUGUUCGAAUCUUCCAAGACUGCCGCAGCCUCAAGUUUCUCGACAUAGGAUACAAUCAGUUGAAAAGCCUGGCUCGCAACUCUUUUGCGGGCUUGUUCAAACUCACCGAGUUGCACCUGGAGCACAACGACUUGGUGAAAGUCAACCUGGCCCACUUCCCCAGGUUGCUCUCUUUGCACUCCCUCUGUCUCCGGAGGAAUAAAGUCACCAUUGUGGUGAACUCCUUGGACUGGGUAUGGAAACUGGAGAAAAUGGACCUCUCCGGCAACGAGAUCGAAUACAUUGAACCUCAUGUUUUCGAAAGUGUACCUCACCUCCAGUCCCUUCAACUGGAUUCCAACCGGCUCACCUACGUCCACUCCAGGAUCCUCAACUCCUGGAAGUCUCUUGUUAGCAUCAGCCUCUCGGCCAACGCCUGGGAUUGUGGCCGAAACAUCUGCGCAUUGGCCACUUGGCUCAGCACUUUUAAAGGCCGCUACGACAACAACUUGCUCUGUGCCACCCCUGAAUACGCACAGGGUGAGGAUGUCUUGGAUGCUGUCUAUGCUUUUCACUUGUGUGAAGAUGCCACGGACCUCACCACCGAUGGGGACCUCCUCUCGGCUGCGGUCAACCAUAGUGACCCGACAGCCGGCUAUAAUCCUUCGACUCUGACCUCUGACCUGCAGGAGGCAGAAGGGGAUGGAACCACCGACGUCGUGACCCUCACCAUCCCCAACGAGAAGACUGAGAAUGCUGUUCAGAUCCACAAGGUGGUGACGGGGACCAUGGCCCUCAUCUUCUCCUUCCUUAUUGUGGUUUUGAUACUGUAUGUCUCUUGGAAAUGUUUCCCGGUCAGCCUCAGGCAGCUGAGGCAGUGUUUUGUGACCCAGCGUCGGAAGCAGAAGCAAAAACAGACUAUGCAUCAAAUGGCUGCCAUGUCAGCCCAGGAAUAUUACGUUGAUUAUAAACCCAAUCACCUCGAAGGAGCUCUGGUGAUCAUAAAUGAAUAUGGAGCCUGUACGUGCCACCAGCAGCCAGCAAGGGAAUGUGAGGUGUGAUUUUAAUUUUGUUUUUGUUUUUUUUUUCCAGUGGGGGAAAAUUUCACUCGGUGUGCAACCAAAUAGCAGUGAGCAAAUUACUAAAAUAAAUAAAUAAAUAAAAAAAAAGACAAUUCAAUAAGGGUUGACUUGGCUUACCGGGGCCUUUGUGUGCCGAAAAUGUUUUGGUUUUGUUCUGUUUUUUUUUUUUUUUUAAAGGAGCUGUCCCAAAAGACAGGAUGUUAGCUUUAUUGUGGCUAAACCCUUUCAAGACGUUCAACUUUCUGAAAUGAGUUAUUUCCUAUAAGAGCUCUCUGUGUGAAAGAUCUGCCGAUAAUCAGAAAAAGAAAGUGUAAAAAAAAAAAAAAAAAGUAACGAUUACUGAUUUUUUUUUUGUAAAACCACCACACAAAAAAAUAUGUUUAAAAAAAAAAAUAAUAAAAGCAAAAAAUAGCAUUUACAAUUUUUA